This is a messenger RNA of Erythranthe guttata (spotted monkey flower), 1318 nucleotides long. RefSeq lists its product as uncharacterized. The record is from RefSeq and is a predicted model, not a curated record. NCBI's taxonomy places the organism in Eukaryota, Viridiplantae, Streptophyta, Magnoliopsida, Lamiales, Phrymaceae.
ACUUAUCUCACACUUGGAAUAAAAAAUUAUUGUCCCAUCCAUAACUAAGACCUCUAUAAUCAAGUAUGACCAACCCCUUAUUAACAAUUCUAUUUCACCUAUUUAUUAUUUUCUUUUAUUCCCCCUUCAAUUUUCUUUAUUUGAAAAAACACCACCAAAAAUAUAAAUAGUUCUCAUUUACUCCUCCAAUUAAUUAGGUAUCACAACAAACUUUCUGAACACCACUUUUCUCCACACAAACAAAAUCAAAUGAAAAUGAAAAGAAACAAAGGCAAAGUCCAUCCCUUCACUUCUUCUGCCGGCGGCGAUUCUCUCUCUGUACUAAACCUACUGCCGGCGGCGAUUCUCUCUCUAGUUUCACUUCUCUCUCUAGAAGACCGAGAAGUUCUCGCCUACAUGGUGACAAGAUCCCUCAAAUCCACAAACCCUUCCUUCCUUCCUUCCCAAGACAAGAAAACCACCACCACCGCCGCCGCCAAACGGUGUAGUUUCGACGGCAAAUCGCCGCCGCUCUUCGACUGCGACUGCUUCCACUGCUACACCAGUUUCUGGUUCCGGUGGGAUUCUUCCCCCAACCGCGAGCUCAUUCACCAAGCAAUCGAGUCUUUCGACGACCGUCUGAACGACGGCGAGCUGCUCAGUUUCCGCCGGAAUAAGAGGAAGGAUAGAAUGGGUCGUCGGAAGAGUGAGAGGUUAAGCGGCGGCGCCGCCGCCGGCGGCGGCGGCCCUGAAUUUCCGGCGGUUGAGUCGCAAGAAACCCUUGGUGUUGUUCUGCCGGAGGAGAGUGUUGAUGUUGGGGAGGAGUUUAGUGGGCACGUGGGAGUGGCGGCGCCGGCGGAUGAAUUAGUGGCGGCGCCGGCGGUGGUUGUGCGGAACCACAAGGGAUUGGCUAGAAAAGUGCUGCCGGACGUCAUGGGGAUAUUUAGUUCGCGUUUAUGGAGUCUUUGGAGUCCGAAGUAAGGAAAUAAUAAAAAAAAGGUGAAAAUUUGUAUUCUACUCUUUUUUUAAUAUUCGUAAUCCGAAUAUGUAAAACUCUUUUUGUUUUUUGUUUUUUUUUUAAAUAUUUUAAUGUUCAAUUUUUGUUGCGUUUGUAAUCAAUUUUUCAUUUUAUGACUUGGAGAUUCAAACCAAAGUCAUUUUUUUUUUGUUGUUUGUAUAUUUUUCAGCAAAAUAAAGUCAAAUUUUUCAUGGUGAAAAAUGAGAAAAUCCGUUUUAAUUUUUUAUUUUCUUUGUUAACUUAGGAAAGUGUAUUAUUUACUUGAUAGUGAUGCAUUAGUUUUGAGGUGAAUAAAUGCUAUAAAACUAAAUAUUUAAUGUU